UACAGUUUCUCCCUCCCUUCACUGCAGGGUAUGAAAAAUCUUGCCUAAGUCUCCUUGUGUAUGCUCCAAUGUCUGCUUUUCCUUCUUCACAGAAUUUAAUGAAUGCCCAGCUGCAGGAUUUUGGGUUUCAAGGCAACGAUUUGAAAGCAGAAUCAGUAGAACCACAAGUGACUGUUACCCUUUUGAUCAAACACUUCCCUGAAACUAUUCCUUUUAAAACUCUUUCGAGGCUUUUCUCUCAUUAUGGUGCUGUCUCUGUUCGUCCUUGCAAUUCUGGAAGAUUGAAAAAUUGUGCAUUUGUUGAUUUCAAAAGUGAAAGCUUGGCUUAUCAAGCGCAUACUCAGUUAAAUGGGCUGAGGUUUCUUGGCAAGGUCUUAUCGGUGGAGAGAGCUAGUAAGCUAAGUGAGGCUCAACAAGGAAAAGAAUCUGUACCACCAACAUCUUUGAUUGAGGAUGCUUCUGUGACUAGAGAUGUUGCCGAUGGCUCAAAAUUCAGCUCCUUUCCUGCUAGCGAACCAAUUGCUCCAAGGCUUGGUGUUGACUAUCCAUUCCCCCCUCAUUUGGAGUAUGCUUACCCUCCACCAGAUGGAAACAUUCUAACCAACAUUGUAAAUGCUCUUAUUGCUGUUCCUCGCUUCUAUACACAGGUGUUGCAUUUGAUGAACAAAAUGAACAUUCCAGCUCCAUUUAGAAUGGCCCUGCCCACUCCACCUCUCCCCCCUGCAGCACUUGUGCCUCCACCACCACCAUCACCACCUCCUUGUAUAUUUGAAAAGUCUCCAUUGGCAGAGCAAUCCAGUAGCGAGUCAGAAAUGGAGUCUUCAGAUGAGGAGUUUGAUGAUAAAGCCUUGUAUGAAGCCUCAGGAGCUGUUAAACCCAGAAGAAAGCGUGUCAAGCGGGAAGCAAUUGUAGGACCUGCAGCUGAUAAAGACAUAGUUCAUGAGGCUGUUGGCCUGAAACCUGCCUCCUUGGUCCCAAAAGAAAUUCCAGUUAUAAAGAAAAAGAAUCCUGUGCUGCAGAUUAAGAUUGCACCAAGAGUAACUCAAAAUGAACAUAAAGAUGAUAACAUCGCGACAGAAUCUGAGGACCCAGACAAAGAGGGUUUGGAUCAGAGACCCUAUGCAACUGCAGAAGAAAUAGAGAGUAAAAGACUAGCUCCAGAGAAAAUUUUAUCACUUCCAAAGUUUAAGAACUACACAGUUGGGAAACCUGCACCUGUGCUGUACAUAAAGAACCUGGACAAAGAAGUGGUUUUUGAUGAUUUCUUCUACAUAUUUGGAUCAUUGUUUGGAAGCAUUGAUGCAGCAAAAAGUGGCCUCAGUGUCAAGUUGAUGCAGGAGGGAAGAAUGAGGGGCCAAGCUUUUGUAACAUUUCCAUCAGUUGAACUUGCCCAUCAAGCUCUGAAUCUAGUGAAUGGAUAUGUAUUCAGAGACAAACCAAUGAUCAUACAAUUUGGUCGGAAUCCCACAACUGCCAAGCCAAAUUAGACAGAUUUGUCAUGAUUAGGAGCUAUUUGUACUAAACCUCUCAUGAUACCUGCGUCCUAUGGCUGUAGGAAGGUCGACAAUGUCAAUUUCUCCUCACGGGAAAGAUGUGCAGAGCAAGUUGCUGAUGGUGAGCAAUUGAGCAUCCUAAGUUGCUGCCGUUUAUAUAAAAUGACUCGAGUAAAAGAGGGGGGGAGGAUAUGUAACCAUGCAGACUGCCAGUGCAACGAAGACUGCCGUUAAUCUUUAUAAUACAAGCGAGAAGGGGGAAAAAAAGGCUUUUUGACUUGCAGAAUAUCCACAUCUGGAAGAAAGUGUCCAAAGUUCAAAUUCUAUCACCUUCUGAUAUUGAGGUUUCAUAUUUUGCAACAUUUUGGAGUUCUGGGGGAUGUAGAAAUGGUGAAAUGAAAAAAAAAGGAAAAGAAAAAGGUUUGUAAACGAGAAAAUGGACCCAACAAUAGAGUAUAGACCUGUUCUGAAUUUUAUCAGACGGGGAUUCUGUCACGUCAAAAUGGUGCAGUUUUCUUGUC
Molecule: messenger RNA, 2014 nt
Organism: Populus nigra (black poplar)
Lineage: Eukaryota; Viridiplantae; Streptophyta; Magnoliopsida; Malpighiales; Salicaceae
Product: U11/U12 small nuclear ribonucleoprotein 65 kDa protein-like
Exons: 12
Coding region: 69-1487 (472 amino acids)
Biological process (GO): mRNA splicing, via spliceosome
Cellular component (GO): U12-type spliceosomal complex
Molecular function (GO): U12 snRNA binding; pre-mRNA intronic binding
Source: RefSeq, a predicted model, not a curated record